GCGGUCGUGCCCUGUGGCAGCCCCCGGACGGAUCGGAGCGGAUCGGAUCGGAGCGGGGCGAUGGUGUCCAGGGCCGCCGACCGGCUGCUGAUCGUCGUCUCCAUCCUGGAAGGGCGCUAUUUUCCAAAACGACCCAAGUACAUGCUUAUAGUUGAAGCAAAGUUUGAUGGUGAACAGCUGGCUACUGAUCCUGUAGAGCAUACUGAUCAGCCAGAAUUUGCCACUGAAUUGGCUUGGGAACUUGAUAGGAAAGCACUUCAUCAGCACAGGCUGCAGCGUACACCUAUCAAACUCCAGUGUUUUGCUUUGGAUCCUGUCUCUUCAGCUAAAGAGAAUAUAGGCUAUAUUGUACUUGAUUUAAGGGCUGUGCAGGAAAAGAAACAGACACCAAAAUGGUAUCCUCUGCUUAGUAACAAGUACACUAAAUUUAAAUCUGAAAUACAAGUAGGUGUGGUGUUGGAAACUGAUACAAAAGCAUUGGUGGAUGGUUUUAAAGCAAAGGAGGCACCCCCUAGAGAAGGGAGAGUGUCUGCCUUUCUUUCUGGACUAGACCCUAAAAACAUUGUACCGGUCCUGAAUGAAGAAGAGGGCUAUCAUCAAAUUGGACCAGCAGAGUGUUGCAGAGACUAUUUUGUUUUGUCUGUAACCAUUGCAUUUGCCACGCAGCUGGAACAGUUAGUUCCUAGUACUAUGAAGCUUCCUGAACGACAGCCUGAGUUUUUUUUCUACUACUCAUUACUGGGAAAUGAUGUAACAAACGAAACUUUCACUGAUUUAAUUAAUCCAAACUUUGAGCCAGAAAGAGCUUCAGUUCGAAUACGUAGUACAGCUGAUGUUCUUCAAGUUUAUCUUUGUGCACAGUCAAAAUUGCAGAUCCAUCUUUGCUGUGGUGACCAGUCUCUUGGAAGCACUGAAAUACCCCUGUCUGGACUACUGAAGAAAGGAAGCGUGGAAAUCGAUCAGCAUCCUGUGGCAAUAGAAGGAGCAUUUAUCCUUGUUCCACCAAAUAGAACUAAACAAAAGCUGCCACAGUUGCCCUUGGAUAUGACUCCUACUGUGGGUGUAUCUGUAGUUCUGCAAAAGGAGAGCUUAAAUGUACAGCCUCUACAGCCUUUGAUUCCCAUAAAUGCUCCAACUGAACCUAAACAGCCACAGAAGAAAGUUCUUUCACCUGUUAGUGGAAAAACAGAGGGCCUGCAGCAGACAUCCAAGGAUGUCCCAUCUCAAAAUGACCACACUUCACCAACAGAUGAAGCAACAGAAAGUGAAGUGGAAAGUCUUAAGUUUGAAAAAGGCACAAAGCUGAAAAAAACAACUGAUGCUGCACCAGUAGCUGCAUCUCAGUCCAACCAAGUGGGUGCAUCCAGUUCUUCUGAGCCUGUGUCAGCACAGAAAAUUGUCAUUCCAGCAGCCUCUCACCAUUUUUGCUUUUCAAUAGACUUACGAACUAUACGUGGUCUGGAAGUUGGUUUUCCAAUAAAUUGCAUUUUAAGGUACUCGUAUCCCUUUUUUGGCAGUGCAGCGCCUAUUAUGACAAGCCCACCCACAGAAAUCAGGAAGAACAUGGAAGUUUUUCUUCCACAGUCCUACUGUGCAUUUGACUUUGCAACUACACCUCAUCAGCUUCAGGAUACAUUCUUCAGAUUACCUCUGCUGGUCGAGUUGUGGCACAAGGAUAGAACAACUAAAGACAUGCUUCUAGGGAUUGCAAGACUUCAGCUUUCAAAUAUUUUGGCUUCAGAAAAAACCCGUUUCUUGGGUGGUAAUGGUGAACAAUGUUGGCGUCAGACUUUCAAUGAAACAGUCAGUGUCACAGAAGCACAAGGGUCAGGCAACAGAAUAGCAGAGCUUUCAUAUGCCAUCACUUUGGAAGACUACGGGCUUGUGAAAAUGCAUGAAGUUCUGGUGUCAGAUUCUUCUCAAUGUGUAGGUGCUGGUCAGCAGCGGCAUCUCCCUCAUACUCAGCCUCAUGGUGUCCCAGAAAACCAGCCAGAACCUCGAGAAACUCUUGAAUACAAAGCAGCACUGGAGUUAGAAAUGUGGAAGGAAAUGCAAGAAGACAUUUUUGAAAAUCAGCUUAAAAAGAAGGAGAUGGCCCAUAUGCAAGCACUUGCAGAAGAAUGGAAGAAAAGAGACAGAGAGAGAGAGGCAUUAGUGAAGAAGAAGGUAGCGGAAUAUACUGUUUUGGAAGAACAACUUCAGAAAACCUUGAGAGAUCUAGAUAAGCGAGAGCGACAUCUUUUUAGUGCUGAAUCAGAGCUUCAAAGAGUAAAGAAGGAGUUGCAAGCAGAGCAUGAACGAAAUAAGCUGGAGUUACAGGAUUCUGUGCGGCGUGCCAGAGAAGAAUGUGCUCACCAAAUUGAGCUAGAAAGGUCAAAAAUCAAACAGAUGGAAGAAGACAAGCUUCGUCUACAGCAGCAGCUUUAUGAAGCAGAAAAUAAGCAUAAAAUUUUGGAGAAGGAGUUCCAGCAAUACAAAGAACAGCAAAGUAGUAAACCAGAAAUCCAGCUGCAGUCGGAAAUAAAUCUCCUCACUUUAGAAAAGGUUGAACUUGAAAGAAAGUUGGAGUCAGCUACCAAGUCAAAGCUCCACUACAAACAACAGUGGGCAAGAGCUUUGAAAGAACUUGCAAGGUUAAAACAGCGUGAACAAGAAAGUGCAAUGGCUCGCCUUAAAAAGCAGCAACAAGAGCUGGAGCACAUGAGGUUGCGCUAUUUGGCAGCAGAAGAAAAAGAGCUGGGGAAAACAGACCGACAAGAGCUGGAGGAUAUCAGAAAUGAACUUAACAGGCUAAAGCAACAAGAAGAAGAGAGAAAGCAAUUGCAAGAUGUUAGAGAUAAUUCUGCUGGUAGAGUGGAUAGUCCUCAUUCUAUAAAAUUAAAUGAGAACAUGGAUGAUUAUCUCUCUCGUCUGAUAGAAGAGAGGGAUACCUUGUUGAGAACAGGCGUCUAUAAUCAUGAAGACCAUAUUGUAAGUGAACUUGAUCGUCAAAUCAGAGAAGCUAUUGCAAAAAGGAAUACCACUAGAUAAAAGCAUUCAAAAAGCUGUUAAAAAGAGCCUAAACUUGAACAGAGUAACUGAUUUUUAAACCACUUUCUGCAAAAAUGUAUAGUCAUGCUUAAAUUUUGCACAUUUUUAGCCAUUUUUGAAGUCAAGGUAAAUAUUUGCAAUUCAUAAUGUUAAGCACAGUUGUGAGUUUUACAGGGAGUGACUGGUUUUUAAUGUUUUUAUACUCAUAUAUAUAUAUAUAUAUGUAAAUAUAUUUAUCCUGUGUAUUUUCCUCUGAAAUGUUUUCUACCUCUUUGUACCACCGUGCCUAGGUAUAUUUUUAAUAUUUUUUAUAAUUGUUCUAAGCUUUUUGGUCAAUACUGUCAUAACUUAUUUAAAUUUUUGUAAAAAGGGUUCUUCAACUAUAGCAGGAAAAAAUUACAUUAGCUGUUUUCCCUGAUAGAAUUCUUAAUUCUGACCCAAAAUGCAUCACUUGAACUUGACAUGCCACUUCCUAUUAAAUCACAAGGUAAUCAACCUUUGCUUUGGUAACUGUAGUUAAGAUAGCAAGUUCUGUAGUUAAUACUCUUUCAAGAGUCAAGGUUUUAAAUGGAGAAGAAAACUCACACCUUGUGAAACUGAUUGAAAUAUUAAGUAACUAGUUUGAAUUGUACAGGAUGAAAGUCCCUUUGUCCUAGCAGUUUUGCACAUAAGCCAGUAAAGGUGAACCCAGGAGGGUAAAGCCGUGGUUCAGGAAUAAACAUGCAUUGUAUUCAUCCCUCAAAACAAAAGAUAUAUAAAUUCACUGAAUUAGUACCUCAAAUGUUGAACACUUGCAUAAGAAAGCUUUUCUAAGUAAUGAUUUUUUCCUUAAUCAAGAUCUGGUCAUUUUACGAUUCCUUAACAUAUAUUUCAAUGCAUGUUUUCUCAUUGCCACUUAAAUUUUAUGUAGUACUUGAUUAAGUAUGAAAAAAAUAGCCUCAAGGUGUUGAAUGCCACAACAGAAUUCAACAAGAAAUGUUAGUAUGUGCAUAAUCAGUUGAAAUAGUUUUUUUCCAAACUUCAUUGUCAGUUAUUUUAAAAUCAUUCAUGUGGAUCUAGUACAACACGGGUUUUUCAACGGGGAUUUUUGUCUGUCCUGUUGGUACAAUGUUUCUGAGUAUUGAAAAAGUCUUAGGUAUCUUUGUUCAUCUAAAGCAUAACAAAUCCCAUGUAAAAAAAAAAAAAACAAAAAAAAAAAAACAUAAAAUCUACGAAUAUCUAAAGACAUGGCUGUAUAUAUUUUGCCUUCCUGAUUUGCAUGGUAUGAAUUAUAUAGAAAAUAGACAUAACAUUGCAUCUGACUUUGCCCCUAAGUGUGUUGUUCCUCUUCCUCCCUACCAUGGGCUUAUCUCCUGCUAAAUAAAUUGUUAUUUAGGGCCUAUAAUGUUUUAAACUAGCCAUAUAAACUCAGAUAUCAGAUUCUAUAAGGAAUUACUGAUUAUCAGUGUCAGACUUGUUAAGAAGUGCUUUUGUAUCGCCUUGCACACCUACAUUUUUUCAAAUUAUUGUGCUUAAAAAGAUCCUAUUUUGCUAGUAAAACAAGUAAUAUCUUCAUAAAUCCAGUACAAAUCCAUAACAUGCAACUUUAUACAUUUUUUUUGUUGUGACUUAUCAAUGACGCAUGAUCACAUGCAAUUAUUGUAAAUGAAUCAGGAGGGCUUCUAUAUGGAUAGGAAGACUUGCUCAAGACAUUCUUCAAAUGCUUGCUGAUUUGCUGGAAGUGCAGUUUCUUUUUGAAACACUGGGGGGUGCGUUAGUCUUAAAGAUCUUAUAGAUUGUUUACUAACAAUUUUCAUAAUUGGUGAUAUUUUUGAACUGAUAUUCUAUGACUUUUCAGGUGUUACGUUAUUAAAUAAAACUCAAAUUUUUAUUAUUAA
Molecule: messenger RNA, 4907 nt
Organism: Oxyura jamaicensis (ruddy duck)
Lineage: Eukaryota; Metazoa; Chordata; Aves; Anseriformes; Anatidae
Gene: CEP120
Product: centrosomal protein 120
Exons: 20
Coding region: 61-3030 (989 amino acids)
Biological process (GO): interkinetic nuclear migration; centrosome cycle; positive regulation of centriole elongation
Cellular component (GO): centrosome; centriole
Source: RefSeq, a predicted model, not a curated record